UUUGUCUAUUUUAUGGUUUCUUGAUUCUUUGCAAAAUGUACGGAAUAAUUAAAUUAUUGCUCAAAAAGGAGUGCAAUGUUGAAGAUACAGUGUUAAUAGAAAGCCCCUUUGAGGAAGAAACACGUUUGGGGGUUUAUUGUGAUACAGUGAUAUUAGCCAUAACUCCAAAUAAAUUUGUGAUUGCUGCUGAGAAUAACGCCGAAUGCAAAAAGGAACGGUUUACAGAAGACGACCCGAACAUCGAAAAUUUCUCACUCGUCUCCGUUUAUCCUUUGACUUCCAUACAAAUAGCUGUAUUUAAGCGCACACAUAGACAGUCGUUGAAGGUGGUUUUCAAUGGAGUGUUUGCUGAUUCAUACUGGCCUCAAGUUCCAGAAAGAUGGAAGAUCUGGAAGCAAAAAUUUGAAAUUUAUACUGAAGCUAACAAGUUAGACGACUUCCCAGAGACGAGAAAGGUGGCCAUAUUCCUUAAUUUACUAGGAGAUCAAGUUUCGAAUUCGUACCGUCAGCAUCGUCGAUCAAGCACAACAGGGAGAAGCAGGUCACAAUCUCAAGGAAUGUCACGCAACAACAACUACCACCGUCAAGACAAAAGUCCCAGCACCAACUACCAUCGUCAAGAUAGGAAUUCUAGCAACACGCAUACGGGCACAUGCACACGUUGUGGGCAAAUACAUCGGUUUAGGUGUCCAGCUAAAGGAGUCACGUGCAGAAUUUGCAAGCGAAAGAACCACUACGAAAAGUGCUGCUACUUCAACAAGAAUGUCGACAUGAUAUUUUGGCAGCUUUGGUGUCGUCAUGUUAAAGAGAUAAGAAGGAAUUCAUCGAGAUGGCCCUACGAAAUGUCCAAGUCUGCCAUAUCACGGGCCCAGAAUACUCAAAGAUGGACCGACAAAGAUUUAUAUAUGGGAUCAAAAAGGCAAAUUGAAGAUCUGAAUCGGCCAAUCCCGAUCCCAGGGAUAGGCCGCACAGGAGACCAACUAUUUUACUUAAAACCGCAAUAUUCUGGAUGCUGUGAUCGUACCGAGCAUUGGGCACAAUCCGCACAAUGUAAUGAAGAAGUACAAGCGACGCGUGACUACGAAAACCUUGCGUAUACCGAUGUUCCGAAUUCUAACAUAACAUACACCUCCUUAAUGACAACAGUUGGUAUAAUAGGACAAUUUUAAAAUGGUUCGAGAUCGUUUAAGAGAAAUAAAAGUUACU
Messenger RNA from Cydia strobilella, 1206 nucleotides. RefSeq lists its product as uncharacterized. Bases 36 to 1169 code for a protein of 377 amino acids. The record is from RefSeq and is a predicted model, not a curated record. The transcript has 5 exons. Lineage: Eukaryota; Metazoa; Arthropoda; Insecta; Lepidoptera; Tortricidae.